Messenger RNA from Morone saxatilis (striped sea-bass), 4649 nucleotides. RefSeq names its product protocadherin alpha-C2-like. Lineage: Eukaryota; Metazoa; Chordata; Actinopteri; Moronidae. Gene Ontology annotation, biological process: homophilic cell-cell adhesion. Gene Ontology annotation, cellular component: plasma membrane. Gene Ontology annotation, molecular function: calcium ion binding. The record is from RefSeq and is a predicted model, not a curated record.
CAGAGGCAGGGAAACACACCCGUCAGCAGCGCGCACUGGAGACAAAAAAGCGCAUCACGGACAAAAGAAAUAUGGGUGCGCUGGAGAGGAUUCACCUCAGCCGGGUAACACAAUGGAUGAGCCGCUUCUGUUUCAUUUACCGGGAGACCAAUUAGCCCACCUUAAUGAGGUGCUGGGAUGCAAGAUACUGCAAGCUAAAAAGGCGGAGGGCUGCGUUUAAUCCGUCUGCGGAUCCUAUGAGCUUGCAAUGGCUGUGGCGGGGAUAUGCAACUGGAUAGGGAAUAAUGUGCCUUUUUAUUUUGUGAUAUUUUCCUUAUUUUGUGGCCUUUCGUUUGGACAGUUGAGAUAUUCUAUUACGGAAGAACUAGAAAAUGGGGCACUGGUCGGUGAUCUGGCGCAUGACUUGGGGCUGGAUAUUCGAAAGCUCGCCACCCGAAAAAUUAAGGUAACCUCCAACAGCGGUAAACGCUAUGUGAUUGUCAACCCCAAAAACGGGAAAUUACUCGUCAAUGAAAGGAUCGACAGAGAGGCACUGUGUGAUUUUUCCAACACCUGCCUCAUUAACCUGGAGGUGAUGGUCGAAAACCCCACUGAGGUACACCCUGUCGAGGUGGAGAUUGUGGAUGCCAAUGAUAAUGCGCCGCAGUUCCCCAGAGACGAGUACCAACUGGAAAUCAUAGAGUCUGCUUUACCAGGAUCUCGUUACCCGAUUGAAAACGCGCAAGAUCCAGACAUUGGGUCCAAUUCAGUUCGUAUGUAUCAGCUUAGCACAAACGACCAUUUCGCGCUGGUAUCUAACAAACCCUCCCUCAAUACAAAGCACAUCGAGCUUGUGCUCAAAAAGCCCCUUGAUCGCGAACAGACGCCUUACCACCAAUUAAUUCUGAGUGCUGUGGAUGGUGGGACGCCAGAGAAAACUGGCACGGCUAAAAUCAAUGUCCGUGUCCUGGACUCUAAUGACAAUAUGCCCACGUUUGACAGCUCCGUGUACAAGGUGAAACUGUUGGAAAAUUCUCCCAAAGACACACUGGUAAUUAAACUGAAUGCAACUGAUCUAGAUGAGGGCACAAAUGGAGAGGUGUACUACUCUUUCAGCAGCUACACUCCAGAGAGAGUGAGGCAGAUGUUCAGCAUGGACACUAACACAGGAGAAAUAAGAGUUAGGAGCAAUGUUGACUAUGAAGAGACCAACUCCUAUGAGAUGUACAUCCAGGCGAUGGACAAGGGCCCUGGGGCUGUGGCAUCACAUUGUAAGGUAGUGGCAGAGGUGGUGGAUGUGAAUGACAACGUCCCUCAGAUAGUGUUGUCAUCCCUGUCGAGCCCAGUGAGGGAGGAUGCCCGUGCAGACACAGUCGUGGCCCUCAUUAGCGUUACUGAUCGAGACUCUGGCGCUAACAAGCAGGUGAGCUUAGAGAUCCCAGCAGGCCUUCCUUUCAAGAUCAAGUCAUUCAGAAAUUACUACACUCUGGUUACCUCAGCCUUCCUGGACCGCGAGACCACCGAUGCCUACAAUGUCACUCUGAGUGCCACAGAUGGAGGGAACCCUCCCCUUUCCUCCCAGAAGACCAUACAGGUGGAUGUGGCUGAUGUUAAUGACAACCCACCGCGAUUUGAGCAGACUUCAUAUACUGUCUAUGUGGCUGAGAACAACGCCCCUGGGGCCUCUUUGUGUACCGUGAAAGCUCAAGAUGCAGACAUCAAAGAGAACGCACGCAUCACCUACACAGUGCUCAAUGACAACAACCAUGGCAUCCCUGUCACCUCGUAUGUGUCUGUGAAGGCCGAUACUGGGGAGGCUUAUGCCCUGCGAGCCUUUGACUAUGAGUCACUGAGAGAGUUUCACUUCCAGGUCAAAGCCCAGGAUGGGGGCAUUCCUCCACUCAGCCGCGUUGCCACAGUCUACAUCUACAUAAUGGAUCAGAAUGACCAUUCACCAUUGAUAGUCAACCCUCCCGGCAACGGCACACGCUCCUUGGAGACUGUACAAAAGAACGCAGAGCCUGGUGUCUUGGUGACUAAAGUGGUGGCAUAUGAUGCAGACGCUGGUCCAAAUGCCUGGCUGGUCUACGUACUGGAGACGGCCACUGACCUGGACUUGUUCAAGGUGCACGAACACACCGGUGAGAUCAGAACCACUCGGAGGAUCCUGGAGGACAACUUCACCUCCUUUGCUCUAACCGUUGUAGUGAAGGACCAUGGGCAGCCUACUCUCUCCUCCACCGCCACCAUCAACGUGGCCGUCAUGGAGGUCCCACCCAAAGUGGCUCCUGAUCCCAAGAGGAUCAUCCGACCUCACAGCACGCUGCUCUUCUCCAACGUGACCCUCUACCUGAUUGUGGCUUUGAGUGCCACCACCUUUGUUUUCCUGGUCACUGUGGUGGUGCUGGCAAUAGUCCGCUGUCAUGCCUACUGCACCCAGCCUGGGUCCUGCUCUCCUUGCUGUGUGUCACAGAAGCCCCCUCCAGAUGGUGGGAGCAGCAGCGUAAGUGCUGGUGGGGGAGGCGGCGGUGGUGGAGCCGGGGCACAGCCUAAUAACAAUGUGGUGCUUCGGAGAGACCUUAAAGUGGAGCCUCACUACAUCGAAGUGCGCGGGAAUGGCUCCCUAACAAAGACUUACUGCUACAAGACCUGCCUGACAGCCACCUCUGGCAGUGACACCUUUAUGUUCUACAACACAGGACGUCCCAUCAGUGGCACCUGGGGCAGCGGUGCUGACCGCUUCUUCACCAGUGGAAGUGGAUUUGUACGCAGACUGAGUAUGCCUGAUGCCUCGAUGCAACUCUGCCCAGAGCCAAAAGCCCCGAAUGCUGACUGGCGAUAUUCUGCAUCUUUGAGGGCAGGGAUGCAGAGCUCGGUUCACAUGGAGGAGUCCUCUGUGAUGCAGGGAGCACAGGGGAUGCUGGUUCAGAACUGGCCCACUGUGUCCAGCGCUGCAGAUGGAGAGGGUGGCGGAGAGCUAUCACCCCCAGUGGGCGCGGGAGUCAACAGCAACAGCUGGCACUUCAGGUACGGCGCCGGACAAAGCUACGGCCCUCCUCAGGCCCUGAAGCCUGGAGAGAUUCCCCCUGAAGCCUUUAUCAUCCCCGGAUCCCCAGCCAUCAUUUCUAUCCGCCAUGACGCCGGCCCUGUGGAUGACAAAGGUGACUUCAUAAGCUUUGGCAAGAAGGAGGAGGCCAAGAAGAAGAAAAAGAAGAAGAAGGACAAGAAGGACAAGAAGGAGAAAGGAAAGGAUGACGGGGGAGAUGAAUAGAGGAGAAGGGGUGACUUGAAAACAGAGCUACCAACAAUCUACGAUCCCCAUUACAGAGCCAGAAAAAAAGCCAAAUGCAUAUUGUAGAACCCAGGGAGCCUCUUUGCACCAUAUCUGCAUAGACGUUGUACAGUGGCCAAACCUUCAUUAGACCAGGCCUGGCUCCCUACACCAUGUGAACUUGCAAAACAAAUGCUUCUCUCUUUUUCUUGGCUCAUUUGGCCCAUAACAUUGGCCUAUAAACGUCCAUGGUUUAUGGUAAACAAAUGUUUACUGGCUGGACCAAAUUAAAACAGAAAGGAUUUUAUUGGAUUAGAUUAACCUUUCUGUCAUUUAGUGCGCCCCCCAGCCAAACUAAAAAAAAUUAAACAGAGGCUUUUGUCUUCGGUAUUGUGGAGGCCUUGUAGAAAUUCAGAAAAUGUGGUCUUUUGUAAUAAAAACAAAAUGAAAGGUAACAACAUACAGUAUAUGUACCAUGAGAUUAGCACCCUUGAGGUGGCUGAGACAAGCAGGACCACACUCUAAUAAAUAGCUCUGUUUCAGUGUAACAUAGCACAUUGCAGAGGCUGAGGACCUGGACUGGGUUGCACCAACUAUGCGCAAGUUUGUUCCCAGGUUAGAGUAUAAAGUAGUGGCUUCAUAACUGCUAGUUAAUUUGCAAUUAGCAAGUUAAAAAUUCGAUUGUACCAUGGGUAGUUAAGGUGGAAUUCUACGGCUGUAGCUAGUUAUAAUAUUAAGAUUUCAGAUGAGUAGCCAAUCAGUAUAUAGCAUUACCUUGCUGAUGGGUACAAACCACAUGGAUUUGUAGUUGACUAGAUUGGUAUAGAAAUUGCGACUGGUUAUUAGAAUCCACAAUUGACUAUUAAAGGACAAUACAAGUUUUUGCACGUUUAAAACCAUUCUCUACCAAUCCACUUUACGUCACAGACCAUUGUAUUUGGUACAUUUAAAAGAAAUGUAAUCUUUUCCAUUGUUUUUUUACACAAAAAUAAAUUAGCUGAGACUGAACUUUUUUGCAUUUCAAAAUCCAUUGAAGUUUGGUUUUAUUGUUGUUUAAGUUACAUUUUCAUCACAUGGUAAUGUAGAUGAAGUGCAGAUUCAUGCAAGAACUGCAUAAUCACAGUGAUGUAAUAUGGCUAAAUUAAACAUGGACAUAAUCCAUUACGUAUGUCAAGCAAGUCUCAGCACGUUUAUUUUAAUAUUGUAUGGAAUGGGAUGGAAACCAGAGUCUGCUUAAAAAAAGACACAUUGAAAAAUAUAAAAACUCAAUUAGAAAGUCAGUCAUCAGUAGUGUGUAAUUUGUAGAAAAUGGGUGGAAACAUCCAAAAUCACUGCUACAGUCCUUUAACUUGCAAAAAUGUAAUUGAUAAAGAAAAAAAUAUGCUGCGAGCAAAAAAAA